Molecule: messenger RNA, 2389 nt
Organism: Pisolithus orientalis
Lineage: Eukaryota; Fungi; Basidiomycota; Agaricomycetes; Boletales; Pisolithaceae
Product: Alpha/Beta hydrolase protein
Exons: 19
Coding region: 206-2206 (666 amino acids)
Biological process (GO): proteolysis
Molecular function (GO): serine-type carboxypeptidase activity
Source: RefSeq, a predicted model, not a curated record
AUCUAUCUGGGUAUUCAUGCACAAAAUUAGUCCACCAACAUGUGCCACGUGGCUGUCCUCCAUGGUCAAGGCUUCUCAAGCCCGUCAUGGUCUGGUUACUACCUGGUGCAGUCUAACAAUAAGGAUCUGAUAAUCAUAAUAACAAUACGCCGUGGCCCCGGUGACCCACAUUGCCGGCACCCUUCCCCUCCACCCUUCCUGUCUGAUGCUCUCAUUUUUUGGCGCCAUGGCCUCCAAGUCAUGUGCGGUUCUCUUGAUCUUGCUUGCAUGCAUUUUCGCCACCAAUGCGCAGUCCGGGACACCGCCGAGUAGCUGGCCUCAGGUUUACCCCGGCAUGCCAUCUGGCGAUUAUGGUCCGGCGUGGCAGAACUACUUCCAAGUGACGGAACCCCUUCCAAACGUUACCUGGACUCUCGCCCGCAGUUGGGCUGGCAACAUCCCCGUCCAAAGGCAAGGUCACCCCAACAAUACCCUCUUCUUCUGGGCGUUCGAAAGUUCCAAUGGUUCCUUCACGGCCGAAAGCGAUCAGCCAUGGGGAAUUUGGUUAAAUGGGGGCCCUGGAUCCUCAAGUCUCGUUGGCCUGUUGUUCGAGAAUGGUCCUAUUCACAUUCAAAAUGAUUAUUCAGCGUUUCAGACCCAAUAUGCUUGGACAAACGUCGCAGAUUACGUAUGGAUUGACCAACCAGUGGGCACGGGAUUCAGUACUUGUGAUUCCGAGGGUUACAUUUUUGAUGAAGAUCAGAUGGCCAGCGACUUCAUGGGCUUUUUGGAGAAUUUUGUCCAAGUCUUCCCGCAGCUGGCCAAUCGACCCCUGUACCUUACUGGUGAAAGUUACGCGGGAAUGUACAUUCCAUAUAUCACCAAGGCUUACUUCGAGAUGGAGAAUCCCCCGGUUAAACUAGCAAAGAUCGCCAUCGGUGAUGGUACCAUCGGAUCAGGAGAAGCUUUUGAACUCCUUCCCGUCGUCAGCGUCCUGGAGACGUACCCACAGAUCAUAGGAUAUGACACUGAUGUUCUCGAAUAUUUCAGGGAACAGACGGCACUUUGCGGUUACGACCUUACCCUCGAGUAUCCUCAAAAUGGACAUUUCCCUACCCUUACUUUCGAACCCGGUAGCAACCCUUCCCUGAGCGCUACGCCAUCGGGUAGAUUUAAGUCUCAGCUUACGAAGCAAGGGUUAUUGCUUGAUGUUCAAGAACGUUUUGCCGUGGAGCUUGCAAAACGGGAUAGACAUCUUUCAAAGCGUGAGAGGCUGAGAGCCCGAGACACAUGGAAGAGAGACCUUGCUGGCAGGGCAAAUGGAACGAUUGACUCGUGGUACGGGUGUGACUUAUACGACGAGAUGUUGGAUUAUGCAAUCAAUUACACCUUCCCUUGGUCUCUGAGCCAGAGUACCGGUGGCAUGUUUGAUAUAUAUAAUGUACCCGAUGCUUUGAAUCCCGAAGCUCCAAUGGAUGGCUCGGUGUUCCUCAAUGAUCCACAAACCGUCGCAGCCAUCCAUGCUCCUACCAGCAAGAAUUGGGUUGAGAGUAUCUACUAUCCGUUUGGAAAUAAUUACUCCAACGGAGAUCCUAGUGUCGAGCCAAUGGCUUUCUUAUCUGACCUCGCCUCGAACGCCACUCAGCAGCAGAUCGCUAUUGUUAUUUAUUCUGGCAACGACGAUUCACUGGUUCCUCAUCUGGGUUCGCAAGUAACUAUUCAGAACACGACGUUCGGUGGCAUUCAAGGUUUUUCUCGCAAACCCCAAACGCCGUGGUACAAUGAUGCCGGUGAGUUUGCUGGCAUAGUCCAUCAGGAGCGUGGCUGGACCUAUGUCCUGAUCGACCAUGCGGGACAUCUCGUCGGUUAUAACAACCCAAUCUCGGCGCUUACUUUCGUACGAGAAUUUGUGUUCGGUAACAACCAGACUGGUCUGGUGAUCGACACCAACUCAACCAACUCCGGAGGUGUUACUGUUGUCGGUGGCGAAGUCUCCUCUUUGGGGGGCGAGAUUAUGACCGGUCAGCCGGGUAUUUAUUAUGGUUCUGCUACUACGGCGUCCACCUAUUUCUUCCCGAGUGCGACCGUUGAAGCAUGGGAUGCGUACGUCGCUACCGCAACGGCGACUGCCUAUAACCGUGCCAAGUCGAUGUCGCAUGUCUCUUCUCAACUGGAUAGUAUGUUGGUGUGCUGUUGUAUUUUAUUGACGACUAUAAACCUUCUAUAAUACGGAGACUUCUUACGGACCAUUUUUGCCAGGCUGGGACUUGCAAGUUCUAUUUGAUUCGUCUUGGACCUGGAAACUAAUGUUUCACAUAUUAUUAUGUCGCAUUACGCCGAUUGUUUGUCGUCCGUUCCUCAGUUCUGUCCUUCUGCAUUAUAUUUAAUUGGUAUCGCAUCCAUGUAUCGA